AUUCCUUCUCUGUAUGGGCAGUGUCACAUUGCUGUGGGGGGGCUCCCUGUCCCGGUGCGGGAUAAACCCCACAGUCAUCCACACCAGCUCUGACACCCCACACACACACAGACAGACGACAAGACACUCAGAGGGACAUAAUGAUGUCCAUGCAGUCAGGCCUGGAUGACGUCACCAAGCAGAGAAUGUUGCAGGCUCAGAUGUUGUCUAAAGAGGCCAGAGGACGGCGUCUGAAUAUGGGGAAGAAGGUCAGCGUUCCAAAAGACGUGAUGAUAGAGGAGCUCACCCUGCCAUCCAACCGAGGCUCUCGCAUGUUUCAGGCGAGACAGAGGCGGGCUGAGAGAUUCACGGUGGAGAACGCAGACAACAGUGCUUAUAACACCAUGAGUGCCCAUCCAGUGGCUGUUCCUCCCCCGCAAAUCAUCCAAAAGCCUCAGGGAGGAAAAGAAAACCACGCUCUCCCUCUCCCUGGUAAGCAUAGUCUGGUCAUGAACCUUCAGAAGACGGUAGCAAAGAAGGGCAGUCCCGAUGUCCUCGCUCCAGGAUACGCUGCCCCACUCAAGGAGAUUCCCCAUGAGAAGUUCAACACAACGGUGAUUCCCAGAUUCUACUGGUCUCCGUGGAGGGAAGCUUUGCGCCACGACAAGGAGCUUCUGGAAUCCCUCAAUGUUCAGCUGCCAUUACCAAAAAGUCAUCAGCUUACCCACUACAGGUGUUUCAACAGGUCUCCCAUGCCUUUUGGAGGUGCACUGUCCAGCAAGAGGGUGAUCCCCGUUAUAAGCUAUGAGGCCCAGGAAUCCCAAAACCUACCUGGUGCCAUUUUGGAGCGCAUGUGUUAUCGGCCUAAUUUUAACAGAGCACCCAGAGGAUGGGGAGGUUUUCAGUGCCCUGAAUCUAAUGAACUAUGAAAAAGGACUAAUUAGCUCAUGCCUCUGUUAGUUAUCAGCAACAGCAGGGGGCAGAGGAAAAAAAAAAACUUGCAUUAUAAAGUGGUUAGCUGCUACAGGAUUUUGAAACUGUAAUUUUCAGUUAUGCACUGAAUUAGAAGGAUGCAGUAAACUGAUCAGUCACAGACAGCAUGCAUUUGUAUAGCUUGACUGAAUCUAGGCUUGCAAACAUUGGAUUUUCAAAAGAUGGCAACUAAUAACAUAAUGACAAUUUUAAAAACUUAAGGGAAAUUCCUGAUCUUAACUUUUCCAGGAAAUUGAAGACUUUCCAGAAAUGUACAACUCCUUUGUAACCCUAAGUCUAUAUCAACAUUUUCAACAAAUCUCUGUAAAUUUUGACUUUUUUCUGUCACAUUGAUUUUGAUUAUGAAUGGAAACAGAGACUCAAGACUGAAAUUAAUAUUUUUAAUAGGUGAAAGAAAUUUUCAAAGAAAGCCAGCCGAUCAAUAAACUAAGUCAUUACACAGUGGAGUAUAAUCAUUGUU
Hippocampus comes (tiger tail seahorse) is the source of this 1432-nucleotide messenger RNA. Its product is annotated as myozenin-2. The transcript has 6 exons. The record is from RefSeq and is a predicted model, not a curated record. The coding region runs from base 141 to 908 and encodes 255 amino acids. Gene Ontology annotation, cellular component: actin cytoskeleton; Z disc. Gene Ontology annotation, molecular function: FATZ binding; telethonin binding; actin binding. NCBI's taxonomy places the organism in Eukaryota, Metazoa, Chordata, Actinopteri, Syngnathiformes, Syngnathidae.